Molecule: messenger RNA, 4696 nt
Organism: Stegostoma tigrinum
Lineage: Eukaryota; Metazoa; Chordata; Chondrichthyes; Orectolobiformes; Stegostomatidae
Product: choline-phosphate cytidylyltransferase B
Exons: 9
Coding region: 283-1413 (376 amino acids)
Biological process (GO): CDP-choline pathway
Molecular function (GO): phosphatidylcholine binding; choline-phosphate cytidylyltransferase activity
Source: RefSeq, a predicted model, not a curated record
CAGAAUUAUGUGCCUUGCUCUUACUCUCAUCUCAUGGUGAAAACAGCCAACCAGUGCACAAUAUGUAAAUGAUUGUGCUUAGUGAGGUAGUAACAAACCUACUGAAUGGUUGUUAUAGCGACAGCUGAAGGCCCUGCCUUGUUGCUUAUAUGAGAGAAUAAUGUUCAUGUUUCCCUAGGGGUGUGAGAACUAAAAUUGUAACAGCACGGGAGAAAAGGAACUGACGGGCAACAAAGUGAUCGGUGGAGUUAGAUUGUGGAGGCAGCAGAUUUUCCCUCGGUCAUGCCAGUUCUUAAAUUUGAUGCUGAGUCACUAGAAGGUAUCCCAAAAUCCUCCUGUUAUAAGCUUCCAUCAAAGACUAUGGAGGAAAUAGAACAUACCUGCCCUCAGCCACAUACGGAGCAACUGCUUUACCAAUCAAGCUUCACCCUUACAUUCACUGAACCUGCUGCAUUUGCAGAUGAAACAAGCUGUCAGUGCAAGGCCCCCCACGAAAGAUUGACUAUUGCUCAGGCCCGUUUUGGAACACCAAUUGACAGACCAGUGAGAGUUUAUGCAGACGGAAUAUUUGAUCUCUUUCACUCAGGUCAUGCUCGGGCUCUCAUGCAAGCCAAAAAUCUUUUUCCAAAUACCUACCUACUUGUUGGAGUGUGCAGUGAUGACCUAACACACCAAUACAAAGGUUUUACUGUCAUGAAUGAGAUUGAGCGGUAUGAUGCCCUAAGACAUUGUCGCUAUGUUGAUGAGGUUAUUAGGGAUGCACCGUGGACACUAUCUCCGGAAUUUCUUGAAAAACAUAAGAUUGAUUUUGUGGCACACGAUGAUAUUCCUUAUUCCUCUGCUGGAUCAGAUGAUGUCUAUAAACACAUUAAGGAAGCUGGCAUGUUUGUCCCAACUCAAAGAACAGAGGGCAUCUCUACAUCUGACCUGAUUACCAGAAUUGUACGAGAUUAUGAUGUUUAUGCCCGACGUAAUCUUCAAAGAGGUUACACAGCAAAAGAGCUUAACGUUAGUUUCAUAAAUGAAAAGAAGUAUCGCUUCCAAAAUCAUGUUGACAAAAUGAAAGAAAAAGUAAAGAACGUAGAAGAAAAAUCAAAAGAAUUUGUUUAUAAAGUGGAGGAAAAAAGCCAUGAUCUUAUACAAAAAUGGGAAGAGAAAUCACGAGAAUUUAUAGGAAACUUUUUAGAGUUGUUUGGUCCGGAUGGAACUUGGAAACAAGUUUUCCAAGAGAGAGGUGGACGGAUGCUGCAAGCUCUGUCUCCAAGACAAAGCCCGUCAAGUAGCCCAACAAGAGAACGGUCCCAGUCCCCAACAUUCCAGUGGCCAUUUACCAAAACUUCACCCCCAUCUUCCCCGAAAGUUGCUUCUGCCUCCAUCAGUAGCAUCAGUGAUGGAGAGGAGGAUGAAAAUUGAAUGGUUGGGAACAUGCAGCAAGUGAGCAGAUGAAUAGGAUCAGCAAUGAUAUAAUCUCAGGCGAACCUUAGCCUUUUAUCUUUCCUUUCUGUCAUUCUCAGGCCCUUAACAGAGUCUGACUAAUCCUAUUACUAUUAUAGUGCACGCAUUGCAAAUAUCAGCUUCUAAAUUGUCCCCUACUACAAGAAUCCGUGCUAUAUUUAAUGUUAGCAUCACAAUGUUCAUGGCUCCUGUGUUGACAGAUAAGUCAUAAGACAACCCUCAAUGUAAAAACCAAAUACAUCUCAGAUGCCAACUAUAAUAGGGAUGUGUAGGUAAACUAUUUGUGACUGAUACAAUGAGAAUGAUUAUAAGCUUGCAUCAUCAAGUACCAUAAACAAAACGAGCUGGAAAAUACACAAAGCAAUAGAGGCAAAUUUUAAGACUUCCUCCUCCUUGAGUUGGAUCAUAAUUAUGUUUUAUUAAACAGACUUUUUUAAAAAACAAAUAACCUUUAUCCAUAAUGUAUAAUAAACGUGAUAAACAUUGAAUAGAUAAAAUCAUGAUAGCACAGCUGUUGUUGAUUUUCAAAUUAUUGAGAUGGGAGGAAAGUAACAAUUCAUAAAUAGUGGACAAUUUUCAAAUGUAGAAUUCAAUUCAACAUUGAUUGAAUAUAUCAUUUUGACCUUUUGCAAUGAUUACCAUUACAGGAAUAAACAAACCAAUUAAACCUGCUUUUAAAUCCAGCAGUGGAAAUAUUGGCCCAGAACCUGGAGGGAAAAUAACAGUAAAUUUAAUGUACACACUGUUAUUAGUGUGUAAAUAACUCAGCAAUUAGUGGUAAGGAAAAGAUACCUUGUGAGAUGUGAAUCACCGCAAAUUGCUAAAAGAUUUGCGCUGUUCUGCCAUUAGUCACAUGAAAAUAGGCAUCUGCUGUCAACCUCCCCAUUAGUUUUCAAGAAAUUUCUGCAAGUAUGUUCUUAAAAUGAAAGCAACAUUGCCAUACAAAUUUAGGGCUGGUUCCUAAUGACACAAAGGCCCUUUUUAUGGUAUUUAUGUUCCUGAAAUACCAUUCCACUCGUCUCUGGCAGGGAAGGGAAGAAACUGAAACUCAGCGAUCUCUUCCUGUCAAUAAUAUCGUUCUUUGAAGAUUUUUAGAAUUAAAAAUUAAAAAUUCAAAAUAAUUUUUAAAAUAUUUAACCUCUCUUUAAAUCCAAAUUUUCCCUCUACUUGUUGUUCUUUUUAAGUUUGAUUCUAAUGCAAUCUAUUAUCUUCUUUGUUCUGCUGUUUCUCUGUGCUUCAGUUUCAUUAUUUAAUGAAAUAUAUCUUUGAUCCCUUUUGCUCACUAAGGUCCAAGAUAACCCAUUAAUGUUGCCAUGUAGCUAUUUACUCGUAUUUCUCAUAAUUUACUGAAUACAAUUUGGGGAGAGAGGAACAGAAAAAAAAACUAACAAUGGGGUAUGCUGGAGAAUGCCAUGCGAGAGCAAAUUCUGUGUCUGAGAUCAGAGAGAGCACAUGAUGAAUUGUGUUCAGAAGAGCUGAAUUUAUAAUGUGGGAUGUGCAACACACUGAGCUGCGCAAAACACAUCCAACAUAGUAACUUUGGAAUACAUUGACAGGCAGAAAUGCUCACUUGCACGAAAUACUUUUUAAACAUUUGUGACUUCACUUUACAAAAGAAUCUUUUUGUCACUUUUCAAAAACAUUAUGCAAGAGUAACACUUGAUGGUGUUUCAUGUCCGCAUAGUCAUACAGCCUUGGAUCAGUGGAUCUGAAUUGGCCAUCAGUCGGCGGUGGCGGGGGGGAACCUAACUCCAGAAUUAAAUUGUCAUUUUGGCAGAAUGUAAAGUGGAAGCUAUUUCUCAGUAAGAGAGAAGCAUCAAUACAAAUGCUCUUCUGUCCUAUCAUUUCCACUUGCAUUGCUUCACUUGUCAAUUUUCUGUGCCUUGCAUGCAGAAGUUGAACAAGAAUAUUCUUUAACUGAAGCAGAGCUAGAGAUCAGGCAGGGAUAAUUGAAGCAUUGUGCACACGUGUAAUUCAUCCACUACAUUAAAAUUUGAUCAACACUUCUAAUGAUAUUCUGUUUAACAGAGCACUAAAAUAAUUUAGUAGACGUGUUGGUUGAAGCAUUGUAACUUUUCACAGUACGUCCAGAGGAGUUGGGAAAUUUAAAACGGUUGGCUUCUAGCGAUAUCGUUUCAUUGGGACAAGUUUACAUUGGCAGUUUCUUUUCUAUGCAUGUCUAUUAGAAUUUACCACAGAAAAUAUUGCAGCAACUUCACACAGACGAUAAGACACUUCAAAUCCUACCUAUAAAAUGUUGAAAACCUAAAUGUUUUUCAAUUUCUAAAUGGUCCCUAAUUAUAACAAAUGCUGGAUAUUCCAUCUUUGGCUAAGGAGGUCGCAGAGAAAAUAAAUGAAAAACGGUUUCACCCUAUAUAAAAACACCUUCAAAUUAGCUUUGUAUCGGAGACAAUACCAAACACUAUCUUGGUUUCAUGAAAAAGCAAGUUUAUACGUAAAACAGCAAUGGGCAUUGAGAUGGGGGUUAAACUGUAAACAAAAAUCUCAUAAGUUUCAUUAUUCUCCAGUGACUGGGCAUUGGAAAUGUUCCACAUGAGCUUUAUAAUUAGAACACCCUAUGGCAAGACUGUUUAUGUUACAACAUCAUACUGUAAUGGAAACUAAAAUUGAAUCCAGGAGAACUUUGUGAAUUGAUGGCAAAAGCAGAUUUUCUAUUUGGUUUUCAGAUCAUAGUUAGAAAAUUAAUGAAUGGAGGGUUGUCAAUUAGAGGUUGUAUCAGGUUCUUUUAACAUCACACGUUGACCAAAAAGCUGUCCUGAAUUCUGGUAACUUCUGAGGUGUUUUGUCUAAGUAAUACCAUGACAUAUUUUAUUCAAAGCUUUUGUAUAAUAUUCUGUCCAUGUAUUCAGUACUCUGAAAUGUUGAUUUACACUCUACUUUAUUGCCAUACAAUUUAUAUGGAGAAGGUAUGUUGUUCCUGAGGCCAUUUUGUUGAACUUUUUUUAAAAUGACAAAAUCUGUCACAUGUACUUUACUGUAUUUUUAAUUUAUUAAGAUGCACUAGCCAGAAAUACAAACAGUAAAAGAACAAUAAAGAUCAAGUUUAAAGCAACUGAUAUUCAGCUUACUGCUGUGAGCCCAGUCAUUUCCAUUGCAGUCCAUUUGUUCCAAGCUCCAUCUCCACGAAGUUAUUUCCACAUGUAUUUAAUCAGAGAUUCAAAUCAUUAAAAUGUGAUCAAUGGGUUAAAUGGAAAGAAACCUGUAAGGAAGACAGUCCAAA